CCCGUGUCCCCUCCCGUCCCCCGUGUCCCCUCCCGUCCCCCGUGUCCCCUCCCGUCCCCCGUGUCCUGUCCCUGUCCCCGUGUCCCCCCAGCCCCGGCGGGUCCGGUUCCUCGGCGCCCCCGGCGGUUGCCCCGCGCCCCGGCAGGAGGCGGCUCUGGGCGGCCGCUCGGCGAAUCCCGCGGGCUCCCGGCGGCGGGGCCGAGCCCCCCUUUGCUCCCCCUUUUCUUCCUCCUCCUCCUCCUCCUCCUCCUCCUCCUCCUGCUGCUGCUGCUGCUCCUCCUGCCGCCGCCGCCGCCGCCGCCGCUGCCGGGCUCCGCUCCGCCUCGCCAGCCCCGAGCCGGGUGCCCCGGCCCUGCCGCACCUCCCGGUCUCCGCAGUCCGACCCGGCGGGCGGCAGCGCCGCCGCCCCGCCCCGCCAUGCUGCAGUGCAAACACCCGCAGGAGUUCAGCUUCGGGCCCCGUGCGCUCAAGGACGCGCUCAUCUCCACCGACCCCGCGCUGCAGGAGCUCUACGCCAAAGCCUUCUCCAGGGCCGAGAAGCUGUUCCUGUCCGAGGCCUACAACCCGCAGCGCACGCUCUUCUGCACGCUGCUCAUCCGCACCGCCUUCGACUGGCUGCUCAUCCACCCCGAUGCCCCCGAGGACUUCGAGACCUUCUACCACGCCAUGCUCAGGAGGAAGCAGAACUUCUGUCGGAAGCACAUUUACCUGCAGCCCAUAGAUUUAAUCGAAGGCCCUGCGGGGCUGUCGCUGCUGGACUCGCUCCAGAGCUGUGUGGAGUCUUUUUUCCUGGGUCUGCGUGUGAAGUGCCUUCCCUCCAUCCCAGUCUCUUCCAUCCACUGCUGCUUCCGCCACAGCCGUGACACGGACAGGGUGCAGCUCCAUGCAGAUGGGAUCCUGAAUUUCCUGAAGAACAACAAGCCCAUGGAUGCCCUGUGCGUCCUUGGACUCACUUUGCUGGACCUUUACCCAUGUGAGACCUGGAGCUUCACAUUCAGCAAAUUCCUGCCAGGACAAGAAGUGGGAGUCUGCAGUUUUGCCAGGUUUUCGGGGGAUUUCCCCCAGGCUGGCUGCAGCAGCYUGAACCCCCCCACGCAGAAGGAAGAGCUGAGUGAAGCCAGCAAGGAGGGCAGAGACAGAACCUUGCAGUUCAGCGCCCAGGAGAUGGUCCAGUGCUGUAAGGUGACCUGCCACGAGAUCUGCCACCUGAUGGGGCUGGGGACGUGCCGCUGGCUGCAGUGCAUCAUGCAGGGUUUACGUGGCAACCACUGGGAAAGGCGUAACUGUUGUCUCUCCCCUCACAAUGAAACCUUUCUCCUCUCACCGCAGAAGCUCUAUGCUUGGACACAGACUGUGCUGUCCACGUGGCCAAGGCAGGAGUCAGCAGAGCUGUCUGCCUCAGAGGACAUCCCCCCGUUCAGCUCCGACUCUGGGAUGUGCUGUGAGAACGACUCGGAGGCCGUGACAUCCCUGUCAGAGCCGCUGACCCCCGACACCUGCAGCCAGGGCCUGUCCAUAGGGCAGGAGCUGGAGCAGGACGAGCAGCCCAGCUCCCUGCCCGAGGCACAGCCCCAGCCCUGCCACCCCGGGCACCCCAGCACCACGGACACCAUCAAGGACUACGAGCUGUGGCUGGAGAUGUGCAUCGCUGCCCUCGAGAGGAACGUCUCUGAGGAGGARCUGGCUCAGGUGGACCAGACUGUGGAUGCCCUGGCCAAGUGGGAAAUGUUUACAGGACAGCUGCCUGCUAUGAGGAAGGACCUGCCCUUUGCUAGGGACAGCACUGGGCUACGCAAAGUUCUCGGGGACAAAUUUUCCUCCUUGAGGAGGAAAUUGAGUUCCAGAAAACUGUCCAAAGGGGAAUCAUCCCCUCAUCGCUGGCGGUGGGAGGACAAUUAGGAUGGGGCUGCCUUGGGCCAGAUUUGCUCAUGUUACUGCCCUGCUUCYGACCUUCCUCACCCCAAGCUGUUGCUGACAGAGAGGAACAGCAACUCCCCCCAGGAAUAAACGGYGUUUUGUUUUCUGAGAUUGCUAACACA
Messenger RNA from Malurus melanocephalus (red-backed fairy wren), 2039 nucleotides. RefSeq names its product archaelysin family metallopeptidase 1 (gene AMZ1). Gene Ontology annotation, biological process: proteolysis. The transcript is spliced from 7 exons. Bases 418 to 1899 code for a protein of 493 amino acids. Gene Ontology annotation, molecular function: metallopeptidase activity. Lineage: Eukaryota; Metazoa; Chordata; Aves; Passeriformes; Maluridae. The record is from RefSeq and is a predicted model, not a curated record.